Molecule: messenger RNA, 4552 nt
Organism: Pelobates fuscus (common spadefoot toad)
Lineage: Eukaryota; Metazoa; Chordata; Amphibia; Anura; Pelobatidae
Gene: PTPRH
Product: protein tyrosine phosphatase receptor type H
Exons: 23
Coding region: 214-4170 (1318 amino acids)
Biological process (GO): peptidyl-tyrosine dephosphorylation involved in inactivation of protein kinase activity
Cellular component (GO): signaling receptor complex
Molecular function (GO): protein tyrosine phosphatase activity; protein binding
Source: RefSeq, a predicted model, not a curated record
UUCCCUAUUGCCCUGCGAUCACAAUAUAGGCAGCUAAACAAGCCUGAACUGCUCCUUGUGAGACGAUGCAAAAGUGACAAAACCAGAAUAGUUACAAGGACUUAAAGAAAAAGCAAAAAAAUAAAUAAACCUACACAGUCAGACUGGAAAUUUUCCUGGGGACCAGUGAUUCAACUGUAUCUUGUAUAAAGUCGUUGGUUUUUCAAUGUGACAAUGGCUUUUUUCAUGAUCAAACCAGAUCAAUGCAAAGUGGCGUGCCUCUUACUACUGAUAUUGUUGAUAUGGCAUGGAGGAACAACAGCAUUUGCUCAGACAGUACCCAUGGUAACAAAUGUUACUGCAAGUAAUAUAUCAACCUCAUCUUUAACAUUAGAGUGGACAGUUCCUGAUGUGACACACAGCUACACAUAUCACAUUAUUGUGUUAAAUGGUAGCACAACUGUGAAUACCUACACAACAGAUAUUAAUGCUACACGUUAUCCAGUGGAUGGACUAUAUCCUGGAGUAACCUAUACUUUCAACAUUUCUACAAACUUUUCUGGUAAUUUAUCUGAUCCUGCAUCGAAAGAAUUCACCACAUAUCCCUCAGCAGUAAGUAAUGUGAACAUAACUGGCAGUACAACCACAACUUUGACCUUAACAUGGAUUGACCCCAAUGACAUAAACAGAGACACCUAUUCCUAUAAAAUUAAAGUGUCUAAUGGAAGCAAUUCCUGGGAUAUUAUCACAGACCGAAAUGUUACCAGUAAAGAAGUGCAAAACCUUUUACCUGGAGUAAACUACACAUUCACAAUUAAUACUCUGACCAUAAAUAAUAAAUCAAGCUCUGACUCUCCACCCGUCACUGGAACAACAAAUCCCUCGGCGUUAAGUAAAGUGAACAUAACCAACAGUACAACCACAACUUUGACCUUAACAUGGAUUGACCCCAAUGACAUAAACAGAGACACCUAUUCCUAUAAAAUUAAAGUGUCUAAUGGAAGCAAUUCUUGGGAUAUUAUCACAGACCAAAAUGUUACCAGUAAAGAAGUGCAAAACCUUUUACCUGGAGUAAACUACACAUUCGCAAUUAAUACUCUGACCAUAAAUAAGAAAUCAAGCUCUGACUCUCCACCCGUCACUGGAACAACAAAUCCCUCGGCGUUAAGUAAUGUGAACAUAACUGGCAGUACAACCACAACUUUGACCUUAACAUGGAUUGACCCCAAUGACAUAAACAGAGAAACCUAUUCCUAUAAAUUUAAAGUGUCGAAUGGAAGCAAUUCCUGGGAUAUUAUCCCAGACCAAAAUGUUACCAGUAAAGAAGUGCAAAACCUUUUACCUGGAGUAAACUACACAUUCACAAUUAAUACUCUGACCAUAAAUAAUAUACCAAGCUCUGACUCUCCACCCGUCACUGGAACAACAAAUCCCUCAGCAGUAAGUAAUGUGAACAUAACUGGCAGUACAACCACAACUUUGACCUUAACAUGGAUUGACCCCAAUGACAUAAACAGAGACACCUAUUCCUAUAAAAUUAAAUUGUCGAAUGGAAGCAAUUCUUGGGAUAUUAUCACAGACCAAAAUGUUACCAGUAAAGAAGUGCAAAACCUUUUACCUGGAGUAAACUACACAUUCACAAUUAAUACUCUGACCAUAAAUAAUAAACCAAGCUCUGACUCUCCACCCGUCACUGGAACAACAAAUCCCUCGGCGUUAAGUAAAGUGAACAUAACUGGCAGUACAACCACAACUUUGACCUUAACAUGGAUUGACCCCAAUGACAUAAACAGAGACACCUAUUCCUAUAAAAUUAAAGUGUCUAAUGGAAGCAAUUCCGGGGAUAUUAUCACAGACCAAAAUGUUACCAGUAAAGAAGUGCAAAACCUUUUACCUGGAGUAAACUACACAUUCACAAUUAAUACUCUGACCAUAAAUAAUAUACCAAGCUCUGACUCUCCACCCGUCACUGGAACAACAAAUCCCUCGGCGUUAAGUAAAGUGAACAUAACUGGCAGUACAACCACAACUUUGACCUUAACAUGGAUUGACCCCAAUGACAUAAACAGAGACACCUAUUCCUAUAAAAUUAAAGUGUCGAAUGGAAGCAAUUCCUGGGAUAUUAUCACAGACCAAAAUGUUACCAGUAAAGAAGUGCUAAACCUUUUACCUGGAGUAAACUACACAUUCACAAUUAAUACUCUGACCAUAAAUAAUAAAUCAAGCUCUGACUCUCCACCCGUCACUGGAACAACAAAUCCCAACCAGCCCACCAACCUCAAUGGAAGUGCAGUCAAUACUACAACAAUAAGCGUCAGCUGGAAUGCUCCAAGUGAUCCUAAUGUCAAGUUAUACAAAUACCAUGUCAUAUGUAGUUUGAUAAAUGGGACAAAUACCACAACAGAAGAGACUAACAGCACAAACACUUUGAUUUCAAGCUUGUCUAGCGGCUCUCUUUACAAUGUAUUUAUUUACUCCUUGAUCAAUCAUGUAGAAAGUGUGGCAAGUCAAAUACUGCUUCAGACAAAGCCAGAAAUUGCUAAUGACCUAAGUAUUAAGAAUAUCACAAGUACGAAUGUCAGUUUCUCCUGGAUCUGUCCUCCUCGUGCAACUGGUGUUCAGAUCAAAGCCACUACUGGUGGAAAAACCAAGAAUGAAGUAAAUCAAACUUGUAGUCCAGGGGUUAAUGAGUACAAACUGGAGAAUCUGAUACCCGGGAAUUUCUAUGAGUUUAGUUUGAGAACCUUCACAACCACUAAUGCUAGCUCAAGGAGACGGCGCAGAUCACCCACGGACAGCAUAACAACCUACAGUGAACCGUACAUCAAAACAGAACAGAUGGAGCCAGCUACUGCUUCAAACCUUGAAUGCUCUAAAAUUGCAGGAGGUUAUGGACUGAAAGUGUCUUUUAGUUGCCCUAAAGGCAAUGUAUCUAAAUUAAAUAUCAUGGUGGAUAAUUCUGAAAAAAAAACUAUAACCGAUUGUACAGGAAGUACAACUGUGGAUGGCCUGCAGCCUGCGUAUGGAUAUAACAUUGUAGUGCAGACAGUCGCAGAGCCCAAAAUAGCCUUCUCGGAUAGUAAGAUAUGCAGAACUGAUGAUGUGGGUGUUAUCGUAGGAGCCAUAGUUGGUGUUUUGUUAUUUCUACUUCUCGUGGGACUCAUAGCUUUCUUUAUCUUGAAAAAGAGGAGAUCGAAAGACCCAAAUAUACUCAUGCCGGUUAAGUUAAGCCAGAAAAGGUCUCACACCAUAACCAAAGAACAAUUUCAAGAUUAUUAUCAGAAAAAUCAUGCAGAUAGUGACUUUGGAUUUGCAGAAGAGUAUCAGGAGCUAAGUGCCGUUGGUACAAAACAAUCAAAAAGAGCGGCAGAAAAUCCAGAAAACCGAGCAAAGAAUCGUUUCACUAAUGUGUUGCCAUAUGACCAUUCCCGGGUCAAACUGGACUGCAUUGAUGGAAAUCCAAAUUCUGAUUACAUUAAUGCCAACUAUAUGCCUGGCUAUACCUCUAAUAAAGAAUUCAUAGCCAGCCAAGGUCCUUUACCUAACACCACAGCAGAUUUCUGGAGAAUGAUUUGGGAGCAUCAUGUCAAUACUAUUGUAAUGCUGACGAACUGCAUGGAGAAUGGUCGAGUAAAAUGCGAGCAUUACUGGCCCCUGGAUUAUACUCCCUGCACUUACGAAGACAUUACCGUGACCGUCACCUCAGAAACAAUUUUAACUGAAUGGACGAUACGGGACUUUUCACUGAAAAACGCUCGUCAACAAGGUGUAAAAUAUGUGCGUCACUUUCAUUUUACUGUUUGGCCUGACCACGGUGUCCCAGAAAAUACCACUAACAUCAUCCAGUUUCGCAAUCUAGUUCGAGAGCACAUGGACCAAAGAAAGAGCACUGGCCCCACCAUUGUCCACUGCAGCGCUGGUGUGGGGAGAACUGGAACACUUAUUGCUCUGGAUUACCUAAUCCAGCAGAUGGAGAAAGAGCAUCGAAUUGGGGUUUACGGUUUUGUUGAGAAGAUGAGAAUGAAUAGGCCCUUAAUGGUACAAACAGAGUCACAGUACGUGUUCCUGAAUAAGUGUUUGUUGAGUUUGAUUGAACAACCAGCCGAAGAGAACAUCUACGAGAAUAACGUAAACGACCUCAUCUAUGAAAAUGCCAGCGUAAUACGGAAUUUCAACAACGAGAAUGCCUAACCUUCAUCGUUAGGAACAGACUAUGUACUGUCCGAGCACUUACCACAUGCCUUCAGCUGGCCAGUUAUUGCUCAAAUUUGAUUGUUUUGUGCCUUUUUAUUAUGCGACAAGUACUGCCUGAAAUGAAACCUACAUCAUUUGCCAAAAACGCACUCCGACUGGUGUGCAUCCAGUUAUUCCUUAGAACUAGGUUCUUGUGUCAAAGUACAUUUUAAUGACAUCCAUGGAAUCUCCUGGUGACGUCAACUGUUUUUAUUUUUCUAUUUCAACUAACUACUGAAGCCAAAACGGAAUUGUUACAUGGAAAACACCAAUGUGGAAUCUAAUACCUGCGAGCAUGGGACUGUGAAAAAUUUAAGAAGAAACCCAGUAAAAAGGGUAA